GCCUGUUCGUAUCGCAGACUACGACUCCCAGGAGAUGACGAACGUACCGAAUCCUGUACCAGAUACUGGCCUUCCUCCUCCGAGUGGUGAUACAAUAUAUUUCACGCCACCACCAAUUACUGCAUUUCCUUCGGUAAUCCAUCAGUCCCAGGAGUACCACGCUGCAGCGAUCACUGGCAAGUCUAUCAGCGCGAUUUCUGUGUCAACCUUCACCCCAUUGCCACCACUACUCUCUCUUGAACCCACACCAACCGCAAACAAUGAGCAUGCUAUUGUAAUAACGCCUGUUCCUUCUCGAGCGAGUUCAGUUCAGUCCCACAGUACUGUCCCAUCAGCGCAAGUCCAACGUCCGUCGCCUUCGCACCAAAUUUCAAAACCAGUAAUAAUUGCACUCUCUGUCGUUGGAGGUAUCGUAUUACUUGGGUGUCCAACACCCUCUCUCCCCAUUCUCCAGGAUGGUGCCUUCCCAGAUCACUUUGGGAGCCAGGGGUCCGGAUCCCCGGUUUUUGGAGGCAAGGAGCGAUUCUCGCCCUCGCUGGGAAGUGCACGAGGAAAUACAGGGCUCUGGACAUGGACUCAGUAUCACUCCGGAAUUCCAAAGCCGGCACCAACUGUCACAGUCUCAAAGUCAUCGCCAGGCGAACCCGUGAAAGGAUCAAGCAGUCAAGAGAACUUACUUUCCGAGAAAAGGACCUCUUUUGGUGGGCAAAACCAAUACCCUUUCACUGGGCAAGGCAACUUUGGACAAAGGACCCAACCGCCUCUACAGCCUAUCCAGAAUGCAAUCACUCGCGCGGUCUCUCGGCUCUCCACUGUCUCCAUGUCCCUUUACCCAAACUCGCCGGCCAACACUACCUACUAUGGUGCGACGAACGUGGGUGUAGCCAUCGAGAGCACAACGCCUCUGACAGGCGAUGGACAAACUAUGGCACGUGCAAAGGACAGGGUUGCGGCAGGACGCGCGCGCAAUAGCAUGGUCGCCCCUCCUGACGCCAAAGAUGCAUCCACGCUGCGACGCUCCCAGAGCUAUGCUUACGGUGGAAUGGACACUACCCCAACCUCACCUGGAUCCGGGAGAAGCGCGCAGAAUGGGGGCCGCACGCGCAUCAAAUCAUCAUAUUACACACCUGGCUCACAUCCUCGUACCUCCGUAGCUCCUUCGACAUGGUCAAAAGACCGCGGACAGCAAGAUGGUCUCCACUCUGAUCGCACUUAUGGAUUGCAACGUUCUGAGUCUCAUCGAGGCCGUGAGACACAGGCGCUGACAUGUGCUCUUGGACUAGCUUCGCCUGUCCCGCCAUCCCCUCAUCCAACGCUAUAUCCGGAUGAUUCCAUGAGUGUGAUUGGAGAAGCAAAGAAGGUCACCGUGACAGGCAUGCGCAGCCAAAAGAAACCAGUUCCCAAAGCUAUGCCCAAUUACGACAAGUCGUCGUCUCCUGACUCUGCGGCGCUUGGAAGUUUGAUGAUGGUGGACUUCGCGGCAUCAAAGUCGACUGCAUCACUGGUAAACAUACGUCCGUCCGAAGCAGCCAGGGAGAUGCAACAGACGCAAACUCAGGGAGGGCAGAGUUCGGGGGGGUCCGGUCAAUCAAAGACGAGCUUGAAGAAGAGAGUGGAGGACAGACCACCACGUGUUCCAUCACCUCCGCCGUUGCCAUCGCUUGCACAGAUGGCACUUGCUCACGCAAACCCCGAAGCGUAUGCUGAUUACCACAGCCCGACGUACAGCAUCUACGGGUUGUAUGAUGGAGAUAGGAAAAGUCGCGGGAUGUCAUUUGGAUACUGAUUUAGAUUGAUUCGCGUACAAGCUAUACGACAGAGUGUUACCUACUAUAGUUUUGUAUGCCAAGGGAUUGUACGUUUGUGGUUUCCGCGCGCUGAGGGCUGCAGCGCUGAAUUCAGGUCACUGUCAAGCAAGUGCGGACCUGGUCGACCUUGGU
Suillus discolor is the source of this 1940-nucleotide messenger RNA. RefSeq lists its product as uncharacterized. The coding region runs from base 35 to 1786 and encodes 583 amino acids. The record is from RefSeq and is a predicted model, not a curated record. NCBI's taxonomy places the organism in Eukaryota, Fungi, Basidiomycota, Agaricomycetes, Boletales, Suillaceae. The transcript is spliced from 2 exons.